Molecule: messenger RNA, 4061 nt
Organism: Micropterus salmoides (largemouth bass)
Lineage: Eukaryota; Metazoa; Chordata; Actinopteri; Centrarchiformes; Centrarchidae
Product: neuronal acetylcholine receptor subunit alpha-7-like
Exons: 10
Coding region: 762-2453 (563 amino acids)
Biological process (GO): regulation of membrane potential; nervous system process; signal transduction
Cellular component (GO): neuron projection; synapse; postsynaptic membrane
Molecular function (GO): transmembrane signaling receptor activity; acetylcholine-gated monoatomic cation-selective channel activity
Source: RefSeq, a predicted model, not a curated record
GCCACUGCCAGUAUCACACUCUCUCCACAUGUUUUCCACAACCUCAUAAGACUCCGCUCUCUAUCUCGCUCUCAUUUCUUCACCCUCUCUCAUCUUCUCUUCUUAUCAUCUUCUCCCUCUUCCACUCUGUCUCUGUUAAUACAGAGGAAUGCAGUAUGUGGCAGGCUGGGGCUCUCUGGCUGUUGAUAAUUGCGACUCUGCUUCGGGGAGCAACUCUACCUUUUCCUUCACCACUUAUAGCCCACCGUCUGUUUACCUCCAUUGGAGCAUGUCUACUCUCCCUCUAUUAGUUUGUUUCUUACCUGUCUGACAAUUUCUACACCACGGUUUUCUCAAACAGCCCUUUUAUCAUUGUAAUUACACCAUUUUUCUGCUAGUGCCUUCUCCCUGAUACAGCUUUCUCUUUGUAACUCUCACUUUUACUCUUGCUCUUCUCUUGUGAUCCAACUCCAUUAAACUCCCUCCCCCUCCUAUUCAGUGUCAGUGCAGGGUCCUCACCAGCGGUUUCUACUCAGGGAGCUGCUGAGGGACUACAACCCCAUGGAGAGACCAGUGGCGAACGACUCCCAGGCUCUCACUGUUCAUUUCUCCUUCACUCUAAUGCAGGUCAUGGAUGUGGUACGCAUGCCAGGAAUGCAGCAUAAACACAAAUAUAUGCUCAUACAAUACAUUCAAACAAGAAAUGCCCAUAUGUACCCAGUAUUUACAUUACUGUAAAUGAUGAAAAGAACCAGAUCAUCACCACGAAUGCCUGGCUGCAGAUGCAGUGGUACGACCACUACCUCCAGUGGAACCAAUCAGAGUAUCCUGGAGUUAAAAAUCUCCGUUUCACUCCUGAUCAGGUCUGGACACCUGACAUCUUGCUUUACAACAGUGCUCAUGAUAAGUUUGAUGCCACCUAUAAGACCAAUGUGCUCGUUAACUCAAGUGGCUUCUGUGAGUAUCUGCCUCCAGGAAUAUUUAUCAGCACAUGUAACGUGGAUGUACGAUGGUUUCCGUUUGACAUCCAGCGCUGUGAACUGAAGUUUGGUUCCUGGACAUUUGAUGGCUGGCUGCUGGACAUCCAGAUGAAGGAGGCGGAUGUGUCAGGAUACAUGCCCAAUGGAGAGUGGGACCUAGUGGAGGUCCCUGGAGGUCGUCAUGAAGUCUUCUAUGACUGCUGUGCAGAGCCCUACCCUGAUGUUACCUUUGUGGUGACCUUGCGGAGGAGGACCUUGUUUUACGCUCUGAACCUCCUCAUCCCCUGUGUGCUCCUCUCCUCCAUGACCCUUCUGGUCUUCUUGCUCCCUGCCAACUCGGGGGAGAAGAUCAGCCUGGGAUUUCUCUUCUUUUUCUUUGCAACCCACUCGCUGCUCCAUGGUGUCCUGUGUCUGCCUCCAGGCAUCACGGUUCUGCUUUCUCUGACUGUCUUCAUGCUGAUGGUUGCAGAGAUUAUGCCCGCCACUUCAGACUCUGUACCCUUGAUAGGUCAAUACUUUGCUAGCACCAUGGUGAUUGUCGCAAUGUCAGUAGUAGCCACAGUUAUCGUACUUCAGUUCCAUCACCACAACCCCAACAGUGGACACAUGCCACGAUGGGUGCACUUGGUUCUGCUGCAGUGGGUUCCAUGGUUCCUGCGGAUGAAGCGUCCAGGAGAGGCAGCGGAACCGACUUUUUCCAACAACCAGGGAGACUCUCAGGGCAAGACCCUGUCCUCUCCUACGACCACCACUACUACCAUCACCAUCCCCACACCAGUGAACUCCAACCUCCCCCAGAGCCUCACCUCCCUGCAGGCCAGCCUGGCUCAGCUCAACCACCCCCUGUCACAUUCACUGCCCCACCGGCCCAACUCUCAAGCUGUUAUGCUCCCUAAUCCCAUCCACAGAGAUCCCAGCCUCAAUCCGCAUCCACAACCCAAUGGUCAUCUGCUUUACAUGGGCUUCCAGACUUUCCAGACCACUGCAGAGCUCGAGCCAGUUCAGAGCAGCCGAACCACAAGUCAUGGGAGGGUUAACAGUGGGCUAGGUGGAGAAGAAGGAGAGGGAGCAGCAGGACCAGCUGGAGAUACACCUGUCCAUCAACACCUCCCAUCUUCCAGGCUUGGGAGCACCGCACAGGAAACUCCAUUGUCCCCAGACCCUGACGCAUCAACCACAACCUCUGGACCCUGUGUCCUAGAGGCAAUGACUGGAGGAGGGAGAUCAGCUGCUAUACACACCCACAGUGGCAUGAUUCGAUCUGUGUCCGUAGACAACCAGCUGCAGACUCUUCUGGGGGAGGUGCAGUUUUUAGUUGAACGCGUUAGGGAGCAAGACCGCCAGCUCAGUUUGGCGGAGCAGUGGCAGUUUGCUGCAGCUGUCAUCGACCGCCUGUUCCUGGUGGGAUUCAGUGUUUUCAACAUCAUCUGUACCAUCGCUAUUCUCAUGGCUGCACCCAACUUUGGAGAAGCACUGUCAAAAGACUUCCUCUGACAGCCCAAAAAACAGAACGAUUUGAGAGAGCAAGAUAAAGAAUUUGAUGGAAGCACAAUUGCUGUUAACUGGGACAUACAACAGCAAAUAAUUCCUAUUCAGCGAGCUAGAGUGGAGCGUGGAACAUGUGGAGUGGACUAUGAUGCCGAAAGCAUUUUUCAUGAUGUAACACACCUGAUCACGCUCAUAUUUACUGUUCACACAUUCUUUUUGCAGGGGUCUUUGUUGAAGUUUGAUUGAUGUGUUUGUUUCUCCCCCACUCUACUCUAGGACAACAGUGAAAUAAUCAUCUCAUGUCUUGAUCAUUUUGGUGAAUUUUAUUUUCAGCAAUUGGACUGACAACUAAAUCUAAACUUCAUCAGGACAUCAAAUCUGCAUCAAAGUCUCAUUGGACUAUGGACAUACGGUUUGUGAACUAAUUAUUGAUUAACAAAAUCAUCAAUGAUUAAUAUUUAACAGUUAAAUUAGACAUGGUGAAUGAGGAUCCUAAGGGAAAAUCAUCCCAGAAUUUAUGUGAACCCUGGGAAGCAUGACUUUAUUAAAUUUGUUAUAAAGAUUUGGUACUGCCGAAUUGGGAUGCUACAUGGGGAAAGUCCGGACAAAAAGUGGAAAUGGAUUCUGAGACUGCUGCAUGUAAAAUGACGAGCUUUUACACUCGUGCGGGAUUCCUUUCUAAGCACAUGUGAGUUACAAGUCACAAUGUUUACAGUUUCCUGAUUCCACUGAUUCUCCGUGAAAACUCCCCAAAUAUAAUGAUAAUUGCGGUACACACACUUUGUUACCACUGAGUGGGUUCUUUCCAGGAUUUUAUUAAUCUUUUUUUUUGCAGAAUUUCAAUUUCAUUUUCAAUGGAUUUUCCCGAGUGUGCUUUUUUCAUAGGAUGUCCAAAGUCAGUGUGAUCAGUAUUUGUCCACAAGAUUACUUCGUUCCUGAUAUUAACAACACAAAAAGAAGAAUCUUAGGUGAGGAAAAUCUUAAUAACAAUAACACAGCCUGAACAUCAUCCAUGUGAUGGGAUGAUGAAAUUGGGUAUUUGUUUCUGCAGCACCUUUAACAAUCAUGUUAGGUUCUUAUUAUACUGUAGUGUCUACUAUAAUGCAGAAGACGUACUAAUAUCGCUAGAAAAAUAUGCUGCAUACUGCCAUAGGGAUUCUUUUUUCCUUUGUCAAACUAACAGUGCAUUGGAGUGAUCUCAUUAGAGAGGGUUGGAUAAAAUACUCUCCCUUGUUUCAGAAUAUAGGACACACUUUCACAGUCACAACAAGACCAAAGAUUUCAAAGCCCUGGUUUAAUUUGUGAUACAGAACAUUAAUGUCUUUCUGUGCAGACACAGAUAGGGGUCAGAUUGCUAGCAAAGUGUGAAAGAGGGAAAUUAUAGGUUAUGUCAUUUUUUACAAAGGCUUUUUUAUCUUACAGACACACACCGCAGCAUACCUUCAAUCAUUCACUCACACUCUUUUACAAAAUUAUAAUCUCCAUGGCCCUGGCUUUGAAUGUAAAUCAUGCCAUUUAUUUCGCAGAAGUGUUGGACACUCGAAUGCCAAUAGGUUGUGACAGACUGAGCUGUGAACACUGUGAAAUAAACUGUCUAGUCUUUUGUACUCUCUA